Molecule: messenger RNA, 218 nt
Organism: Racocetra persica
Lineage: Eukaryota; Fungi; Glomeromycota; Glomeromycetes; Diversisporales; Gigasporaceae
Source: the annotation of a GenBank genome assembly
AUUGAUAAUGAAAACUUAUUAAGUGAUUGGAUUACUCCUGAUACGAGAAUGGGUUUUAUUAGGGGAAAUUAUUUAGAUGUCUAUGGAGUUGCAUUUGUUUUAUGUUUAGUGUUAUGUGGUGGUUUUGCCUAUGCUUUAUUGACAAUUGUUAGAUUCUUUUAUCUUAGAUUUAGAAGCAGAAAUGUAAAUUCUCAAACAUCCUUAAAACCCAAAAGAGA